Messenger RNA from Python bivittatus (Burmese python), 1550 nucleotides. The record is from RefSeq and is a predicted model, not a curated record. Lineage: Eukaryota; Metazoa; Chordata; Lepidosauria; Squamata; Pythonidae.
AUGCAGCCGGGGAACGCCGAGAUCCGUGCCGGGGACCGGCUAACCGGGGCUGCUGCCCGGGGGGAUGUAGCUGAAGUCCGACACCUCUUGCAUCUGGAGCUGGUGCAUCCCGACUCCCAUAACCGCUUUGGCAAGACCGCGCUGCAGGUAAUGAUGUUUGGUAACAUCUUUGUGGCUGAAGAACUGCUGAAGCAAGGGGCCAACCCUAACAUCCAAGAUGGGUCGGGCACAACACCUGCCCACGAUGCUGCCCGCACUGGCUUUCUCGACACCUUGAAAAUCUUGGUGGAGCACGGUGCAGAUGUCAAUGUCCCAGAUGCUUCUGGCUCACUGCCCAUCCAUGUUGCUAUUCGGGAAGGUCACACGGAUGUGGUAUGUUUCCUGGCACCUCAGUCCCAACUGCAGCACAAGGACUCCAAGGGGAAGACACCACUGGAGCUAGCACAGCACCUGGGGCUUUCACACAUCCAGGGCAUCCUUGAGCAGCACCUCUCUGUCCCAGCUUAACUUCAGGAAGGGCCCUCUGAUCUGGGCCACGCUAACUCCCCACUGCCUGCUAGACCUCUUUUCCCCCAGACUGUCCUUUUUCCCCCAGAGCCCUGGAACAAAGGCAGCUUCUCCUGCCCUACCUCAAAGCGUGUGUUGAAUUAUUUGUUUCUAUUUAUACAUAUUGUAUUGAGUUCUCCUCUGUACUCCUGAUUUCCAGCUUUUUCCAAAUCUGCCAGUCCCUUGGGAGCCAUGUGACUCUUGUGCUGCAGCAUUUCUGCUUAACCUUCUCUAGUCACCACCCUCUUGAAUUUCUUCCCUUGGGAUGGUCCCAAGCAUUAGAAGCAGCAUUGGUGGAUAGCAUUCAGGUUGAACAGAUUGGGGUCUUUUUGAUGCAAAGCAUGCAUUUGCUGCUAGGCUGGGACCACCUUCCAUUCUCACACCUCCCCCAGAAUUUCAGCGGGCUUGUGACCCUUGGUGUUUUCCCUUCAGGGCUACAAUUCUGCAUCCCUCUUCUGUUCAAUGUACAUGUGGAAGAUCUAGCAAUUCUCUGAUGCAUUGCACUAGGUUCCUAACAAGGGUUAUCAUGGUGAUUAUCAUACUAUAACACCAGCAGUAAAUAAAUGGUGGGUGGCAGAAAACUAACCUUGAAUGGAAGACAUUACUAAGAUUUUAUUCUUAUUUUUGUGGACAGGACAUUCGUCCCUACUUCUCUGCCAAAUACAGGAUCCAGAACUCCAUAAGGUCUAAUAGUACAGGAGUCUAACUCUAUUUUUGUUAAGGUUUUCACCCAUUUUGUGAUCUUCCUAGUUUCUAUCUCAGGAGAUCUUGUGAUUCCUGAGCCAUUAGUAGCUGUUUCCAUCUUGGCAUUUUGGUAGUUAUCCGUGCCUUUUAUGCACUUCUAAAGUGUGCUGAAUCUUUUAUCUUUGGCUAAAGUGUUUAAGGCUUGUUUUGAAGGCUUGUUCCCUGUAAUGAAUUUGUGGAUCUAAGCAAUGUAUAUAGUAGAUUUUAAAGGAGGUGAAAUGUAUUCUAUUUAUUGUGAUUUGCAAGGGUGUGUUUUAUGG